Protopterus annectens (West African lungfish) is the source of this 1360-nucleotide messenger RNA. Its product is annotated as DNA dC->dU-editing enzyme APOBEC-3F-like. The transcript is spliced from 4 exons. Gene Ontology annotation, cellular component: nucleus; cytoplasm. Bases 168 to 734 code for a protein of 188 amino acids. Lineage: Eukaryota; Metazoa; Chordata; Ceratodontiformes; Protopteridae. Gene Ontology annotation, biological process: cytidine to uridine editing. The record is from RefSeq and is a predicted model, not a curated record. Gene Ontology annotation, molecular function: RNA binding; cytidine deaminase activity.
CGGGAAUACAAUCAUAACGGCUCAAUUAGACGGGGGCGGGUAAAACAUCCAACAAUUUGAAAUUGUAUCACAUUGUGUCACCAGUUACAGAAAGAGAGAACAUUUGUUUCACUUUCUGUGAAAACUGGCUGUGCGUAAGUCACUGAGAAAUACUGUUAGAUUCAAAGAUGGGACGAGCAUGGUUAUACUACACAACACUAAAAAGGGACUUCAGAAAAAACUUUUUUCCUAUUGGGACCUCUUGUAUUGUCUAUAUGAUAACAGCAAAUGAUAUGUCAGACUUCUAUAGGUCGGGUCUGAGUCUGAAGUGGAGGAAUCAGAGGGAACAUGCAGAGGAAGAGUGUAUUGAUAAGUUAGAGUAUGAGCUAUGUAAUGUCAAGAGACCGUGUACGGUGACACUGUUUAUGUCAUGGACACCAUGUUCGGAGUGUGUACCAAUAAUUAUAGACUUUGUACAACGUCAUAGGAAUGUCAGACUGAGGAUACUUGCUGCCAGAAUUUACUAUCAUGAAGAACCAGAAAAUAGAGAAGGUCUAAGGAUUUUAUUUACUUAUUGUGUGGACUUGAAAAUGAUGAAGUGGGCAGAUUAUUACUUCCUCUGGUAUUCCUUUGGAGAUAACAAAUCAAUAUCAAGAGAGUUAAUAUAUAAACCACAUCCAUAUCAUGGAAUAACAAACUGGGAAACAGAACUGCGAAAAAUUUUACAGGGGGGAAGAAGAAAAGUUUUUCGUUAACAUGAGAAGAACACUGUGAGUGCUUCAGUAUAUCAUGGAAUGGAAUCUCCACUAUUCUAUGCAAGAGGAUCUCCAGUUUAUGUGUGCAAAAUUAAUGUCCUACAUGUUAGCUUUUUAAGUCACUGCAUUUUCUUGCCUUCUAAGUAUUGUUUAAAAAUCAUAUGCACUGUACCUCUUACUAAUGCCAGUAUUAUACACACCAGUUUGUAUAUAUUGAUACUUUAAAUUUAUCAGCAGAUUUGGCCUAGCUUGUUGCCCUCCAUUUUUUUUUUAGGUGACAGUGCAGAAUGUUUAAUUUGCAUCUUUCUGAGUUAUUUCUAGGACUGUAUUUGGGCACAGCUUCCUUGAUUUGUUGUGUAUGAAUGACAAACAGAUAGACAAGAACACAGUUCAGUAUCAUACCCCUGUAUUUGGAAAGCAUGCAUGCCUGCACAAGUACUGUGAUUUGGUUUAAAUGCAAAGAGAGCACUCUCUCUAUACCUAGGUUUUCCACUUGUAUUUCAGACCCCUGAUGGCAACUGUAACAGAAUCUCCAUAUUGACCAACCAACAUAUUACCUCCAGGCAGAUCUGUUGGGACCAGGGUUGCCAGAUUUACAGCAACGCAGGUAGGGACAAAAAAAAAAA